Helianthus annuus (common sunflower) is the source of this 4736-nucleotide messenger RNA. Its product is annotated as type I inositol polyphosphate 5-phosphatase 12. The coding region runs from base 1079 to 4609 and encodes 1176 amino acids. Lineage: Eukaryota; Viridiplantae; Streptophyta; Magnoliopsida; Asterales; Asteraceae. Gene Ontology annotation, biological process: phosphatidylinositol dephosphorylation. The transcript has 10 exons. The record is from RefSeq and is a predicted model, not a curated record. Gene Ontology annotation, molecular function: phosphatase activity; protein binding.
AAAUUCGUGCACUUUCACUUUUGUCCUCCGAUGGCCCGCACAUAUAUACAUUAUAUGCGCAUACCGCAAGCGGGGCGUAGUUUUUUAGACAAAGUAAACAACUUUAAAGGUGUAGGGAUACAGUUAUGUGCAAUAUGUAUAUUUAAUUAUUUUCUUUCUAUACACACUUGUGCAAUUUCACUCAGCAUGCAUAUGUAUUGGAUACACUUGGGGUUGUUCAAAAAGCUUGCGGCUCACUCGAAAGUUGCUCGAAAAAAGCUCAAAAAAGCUUGGCUUGAAAUCAACUUGGUUUUAAAUGAGCCGCGCCCAAGCCAAGGUAGGUUCAGUUCGUGGCCCGCUUGUUAGUUGUCUCGUUUAAAUUAAACCCCAAAUUUUUAUCUAUAUGUAUGUAUGUGUGUGCGCGUGUGUGUGUAUAUAUAUAAUUAUAACCUAAAACUCUAAUAUAUUUUUAAGCAAUGGUGUUUAAUUAGUAAUACGAUUAUUUUUUUUAUCGGAAGACUAGAUUAGUAAGCUAUAAUUUUAAUUAGUAAUACUGAUUUAAAAAAAAUAUAGAUUUAGGUAACCUUUCUUUCUUCUUUUCGUUUUUAUAGUUUACCUAAAAUUACUGUUCGAUGAGCCACAAACUGGCUUGAGUUUUGACAAGUUGAGCCUCAGCCCACAAUUUCAGCAUGAUAAGAAACACGAGCCGCCAGCUAGGCUCGAUUUUUAAACGAGCCCAGCCCGACCCCACCCUCAUUCGGUUCGGCUCAACUCGGUUACAAGCCUAGAUAUACUAAGAGUAUGUAUAUUUCAUUUUUUUUUUGCUUUUUUCCCAUUGAAUAUAUCAUAUAUUUUUUCUUAAAAUAACAAAAUAUAACCCAUAAAAAAAUAUAAAAAAUCAUGUUUACAAAUAACCGAAUAUUCCGGCCACCAAUUUCAUUGAAUCUUUGCAUGGCAUUGAGAGAGCCUUGUCCAUAGAUGCAGCCACAUUCUUCGUCUUCAUCCUCUGACCCUUUCACCCUCAUUCAUUUCCUGUUUCAAUCACCAAUCAUCAUCACCACCAUUCAUUUCAAUCAAUGACUUAAAUCCAUUCACCACCAUGAGCCAGAAGCUAGAUGACGCCGACUCCGACGCCUUGUCUGCUCUGGCCACCGCUCCACCACCCUCCACCGCCACCAACCGCAAGUCCCAUUCCCAACAACUCCGCACCAACACCGGCACCAAUUUCAAACGCCACCCUAAACACCACCACCGCAAACACAGCCUCGACGAGGCCACCAUGACCGGGUUUAACGAUUACUCUGACGACGACGACGAUAAUAACUUCUGCCCGUACGCCACCUCAGACGACCCGCAAAACCAACAAUCCUGUUACAUUAAUAGUAAUAAUAAUGACAAUGACAAUAGUUGUAAUGAUAAUAAUAAUUCAUCGCCUUGUGACGAGCAGCAAAUGCCGGAAUUCUCUGGCACAGGCGGUGGGACGGGCUUUUUCAAAGCCCCAUCCCGGUCUGCUGUGCACCCAGGCCGGCCCACAGCAAUUGAGUUGAGACCUCACCCGUUGAGGGAGACUCAAGUGGGGAGGUUCAUCCGUACAAUUGCGUGUACGGAGACUCAGCUAUGGGCCGGUCAGGAGUCCGGGGUAAGGUUUUGGAACUUUUCGGAUGCGUUCGAGCCCGGGUUGGGGAUUGGGGGCCGGGCUCGGCGUGGGGAUGAAGAUGCGGCGCCUUUUUAUGAGUCUGUGAAUACGUCGCCCACCAUGUGUUUGAUGAUAGAUUGUGGGAGUAAGUUGGUUUGGAGUGGGCAUAAAGAUGGGAAAGUUAGGUCUUGGAAGAUGGAUCAGCAGCCUAAAGAUGAUGUUUGUUUUAAAGAAGGGCUUUCGUUUCAGGCAUAUCAACGCGGCCCGGUUCUUUCCAUGGUGACUUCUUCUUAUGGUGACAUAUGGACAGGGUCUGAGAAUGGAGUGAUAAAGGUUUGGCCAUGGGAAUCAGUUGAGAAAUCGCUCGCUUUAUCGCCUGAAGAACGUCACAUGGCUGCUUUGCUAGUUGAACGGUCGAGUAUCGAUCUCAAAAGCCAAGCCACUGUUAAUGGUGUCUGUAGCAUAUCUUCUUCGGAUGUCAAGUAUUUGUUGUCGGACAAAGUCAAGUCCAAAAUUUGGGCUGCGGGUUCUCUCAGUUUCUCAUUAUGGGAUGCUCGUACGAGGGAACUUCUGAAAGUUUACAAUGUAGAUGGACAAAUCGAGAAUCGGGUUGAUGCAGCGUCAGAGAAAGAUCAAAAAGAUCAACCUCCAGAAGAGGAAGCUAGUGUAAAAGGCGGUUCAAAAUCGAAAAAAGAAAAACAACAAGGAGGUGGUUUUUUACAAAGAUCAAAGUAUGCAAUAAUGGGAGCUGCAGAUGCAGUUAGGCGAGUUGCAACCAAGGGUACGAACGCAUUUGCAGCAGAAGACGCUAAAAAAACCGAAGCUCUUUUGCUUGCUUAUGAUGGAACGAUCUGGACCGGAUGUUCAAACGGUGUAUUGGUCCAAUGGGAUGGUAACGGAAACCGUUUGCGUGAUUUUCAUCACCACCAUUGUGCAGUUCUUUGUUUUUGUACUUACGGGCCACGGAUAUGGGUCGGGUAUGUGAGUGGUAUGGUCCAAGUGAUUGAUCUUGAGGGAAAUUUGAUUACGGGUUGGAUUGCUCAUAAUGGGCCCGUUAUAAAAAUGGUAGUUGGGAACGGAUCGAUUUUUAGUUUAGCUACACAUGGUGGUAUACGUGGGUGGUACAUUUCAUCUCCCGGGCCUCUUGAUAAUAUUUUAAGACCAGAAUUAGCCAAAAGAGAACCUAUGUAUAAUACGCUUGAAACGGUUAAGAUUAUGGUUGGUACAUGGAAUGUCGGUGAAGGAAAACCGUGCCACGAAGCACUCGUUUCGUGGGUAGGAUCACAAGCUUCCGAUGUCGAUAUUAUGGUCGUUGGCUUGCAAGAAGUGGAAAUGGGGACCGGAUUUCUUGCAAUGUCUGCUGCUAAAGAAACUAUAGGUGUUGAAGGGAGUUCUAACGGACAAUGGUGGCAAGAUGCUAUCGGGAAAGCUAUGGGUGAAGGAUCUAGUUUCGAACGUGUAGGAUCGAGGCAGCUCGCAGGCCUGCUCAUAGCCAUUUGGGUAAGAAAGAGUCUUAGAACACACGUUGGCGAUCUUGAUGUUGCGGCAGUUGCUUGUGGCUUGGGUCGUACUAUUGGUAAUAAGGGGGGUGUAGGGUUGAGAUUGAGAGUUUACGACAGAAUAAUGUGCUUUGUAAACUGUCACCUGGCUGCACACCUAGAAGCAGUGAACCGCAGGAACGCAGACUUUGAUCACAUAUACAAAAACAUCACGUUCGGUCGAUCAAUCAACAAUGCAUCUGGUAUGGCGCGAUACCUGUUUUUGUGUUGCUCUCUUGCCUUCUCCACAUAUUUAUUUUGGGUGCUUUAUUAUUAUUCCUAUGGCUUGCUAUGGUUUCUCCUCGUUCUUACAGCUAGUGUCUCGUCUACUGCCCAAAUGCUUCGCCCUGCUACUUCUGUGGCUAUCAAUCCUGAUGAGGGGAAGCCGGAUCUAGCGGAAGCUGACAUGGUUAUCUUUUGUGGAGACUUCAAUUACCGUCUUUUUGGAAUAACGUAUGAUGAAGCACGUGACUUUGUUUCGCAAAGGAGUUUUGAUUGGCUGAGAGAAAAGGAUCAGCUUCGAGCCGAAAUGAAAGCUGGCAAAGUUUUUCAAGGAAUGAGAGAAGCGCUUAUCAGAUUUCCGCCAACUUACAAGUUUGAGCGAGGGAAACCUGGUUUAGGAGGAUACGAUUCAGGAGAGAAAAAACGUAUACCUGCAUGGUGCGAUAGAAUAUUAUACCGAGACAAUCGCUCAUCACCAACGUCAGAAUGCAGUUUAGCAUGCCCUGUUGUUGCUUCAGUUUGGCAGUAUGAAGCUUGUAUGGAUGUAGUAGAAAGUGAUCACAAACCGGUUCGCUGCAAAUUUAAAGUCCAGAUUUCCCAUGUGGAUAGAUCAGUGAGACGACAAGAAUUCGGGAAAAUAUUCAUGUCAAACGAGAAAAUAAGAUCUAUACGCGAAGAGUUACGUUGUGUUCCAGAUACUUCACUUAGUACAAACAAAAUAGUCCUUCAGAAUCAAGAAACACGUUCGCUAACGAUCACAAAUAGAAGUAAUAAAGACGAUGCAAUUUUUCACAUUUUAUGCGAAGGUCUUUCGGCUGUUAAAGAUGGUGAAGAACCAGAGUAUCGAAACAGAGGCUCGUUCGGAUUUCCUAGGUGGCUUGAGGUGGCUCCUGCUGUAGGCAUAAUAAAACCAGGAAACACAGCAGAAAUCUCGAUACACCAUGACGACACACACGCCUCAGAAGAGGACGGGGGCCCACAAUACUGGCAUUCUGAAGACACACGUGACAAGUUAGUUAUCUUAUCAGUAGCAAUUAGAGGCAGCAAAUCAACCGAAACAAGAAGUCACCAAUGUCAUGUACGUCACUGCUAUUCUCCCAAGAACACGGUGCAACACGAACCGUCAACAAAAGGAGGUCAGAGUUCUAAAAAACAUCAAAGUUCUCAUCAACGGUCUUCGGCUAAACAUAAUGACAAGCUUGAUGAUCAUCAUCGUAGUAGACAUGAACAUUGAGUAAGUAAAACUAGACAGCUUAAAUUUGUAACUUUUUAACAGGUUGAUUUGUAUUUUAUUGUUGAAUUUUGUGAAUUAGAUAGCUUAAAUUGUAUUUUUUUGUUGAAUUAACUAAUAUAUUGUUAUG